Messenger RNA from Umbelopsis ramanniana AG, 888 nucleotides. RefSeq lists its product as uncharacterized. Gene Ontology annotation, biological process: translation; ribosomal small subunit assembly; maturation of SSU-rRNA from tricistronic rRNA transcript (SSU-rRNA, 5.8S rRNA, LSU-rRNA). The transcript has 4 exons. Gene Ontology annotation, molecular function: structural constituent of ribosome; small ribosomal subunit rRNA binding; mRNA 5'-UTR binding. NCBI's taxonomy places the organism in Eukaryota, Fungi, Mucoromycota, Umbelopsidomycetes, Umbelopsidales, Umbelopsidaceae. The record is from RefSeq and is a predicted model, not a curated record. Bases 37 to 492 code for a protein of 151 amino acids. Gene Ontology annotation, cellular component: cytosolic small ribosomal subunit; ribosome.
CUCUGUUUAUCCAUCCCAUCCAUCCAUCCAUCCAUCAUGUCCAAGAGAGCUGCCAAGAAGACCGUUCCUCAAGAAACUGUUACCCUAGGACCACAAGUCCGUGAGGGCGAGCUUGUCUUUGGCGUUGCCCAUAUUUUCGCCUCCUUCAACGAUACUUUUGUCCAUGUCACUGAUCUCUCUGGCCGCGAAACCAUUGUUCGUGUUACAGGUGGAAUGAAGGUUAAGGCUGACAGAGACGAGUCUUCUCCUUAUGCUGCUAUGUUGGCUGCCCAAGAUGUUGCUGCUAAGUGCAAAGAGGUUGGUGUCACUGCUCUUCACGUUAAAAUCCGUGCUACUGGCGGUAAUGGCACCAAGACUCCCGGUCCUGGUGGCCAGAGUGCUCUUCGUGCUCUUGCUCGUGCUGGAAUGCGUAUUGGCCGUAUUGAGGAUGUUACUCCCAUCCCAACUGAUAGCACUCGUCGUAAGGGUGGUCGUCGUGGUCGUAGAUUGUAAAUUUUUAGUGUUGUUACCUUGUUUUGUGAAUAUACAGUAUGUCAUUACUUCAAACAAUGCUCAAAAAAUUUUGUAUGUUGCACUUGGCUUCAUUAUUAUAAACCCAUCUGGAAGCGAUCAAUGCAAAAAAAGAACAAUCAACGAAUGAAAAUAUCCCUACUACAAGCGAAAUUGAACAGAGAAACAAAAAGCCAACUAUUAAAGUAGAAUUAUGUAUCAGCCAUGCUGACCAAGUUAUUCAGCUUUAGAUCCUUCAUCCUCUUCUUGGCCGAUCUUCAGCUUGUUUUCAACAGCGGUGGACAGUUCGUCCUCGACUUUAGGUGUAGCUUCUAAAUUGUCAUUGUCGCCAUAGUAAGGCUGCUGAGUGUUUGGGUAUUGUGCAAAGCUAUAGAGAAG